Messenger RNA from Balaenoptera musculus (blue whale), 3838 nucleotides. It is a transcript of the gene MORC4, whose product is annotated as MORC family CW-type zinc finger 4. The coding region runs from base 235 to 3117 and encodes 960 amino acids. Gene Ontology annotation, molecular function: zinc ion binding; ATP hydrolysis activity. The record is from RefSeq and is a predicted model, not a curated record. NCBI's taxonomy places the organism in Eukaryota, Metazoa, Chordata, Mammalia, Artiodactyla, Balaenopteridae. The transcript is spliced from 18 exons. Gene Ontology annotation, cellular component: nucleoplasm; nucleus.
GUCGGGAGAGGUGCUGACAGGGCGGGGCCACCGCGCGGCGCUGCCGGCCUCACCCCUCCCGCCCCGGACAGGUGGCUGGAGCGCGCCCCGCCUCCGCCAGCUGCGGGUGGGAGCGAGCGAGGGCCAGUCCCGGACGGCCGCCGCCAGCUGCGAGCGGGAGCGAGCGAGGGCCAGUCCGGGACGGCCGGGCGAGGAGUCCGGCGGCGGCAAACGAGUAUCGUGGCGGCCAAAAAAAUGCUCCUGUACCGAGGGGCCCCCGCGGGCCCUGGCGCGCCGGGCAGCGCGCUGGCCCGGCCGGGCGGCGGCCCGCAGGCCUUUGGGAUACGCCUGAGCACUAUGAGCCCCCGCUACCUACAGAGCAACUCCAGCAGCCACACGCGACCCUUCAGUGCCAUCGCGGAGCUGCUAGAUAAUGCUGUAGAUCCAGAUGUAUCUGCCAGGACGGUCUUUAUAGAUGUUGAGGAGGUCAAGAAUAAAUCUUGUUUGACCUUUACUGAUGAUGGAUGUGGGAUGACACCUCAUAAACUACACCGAAUGCUCAGCUUUGGCUUUACAGAUAAAGUAAUAAAGAAGAGCCAGUGUCCCAUCGGGGUCUUUGGUAAUGGUUUCAAGUCAGGCUCCAUGCGACUAGGAAAGGACGCUCUUGUCUUCACCAAGAAUGGGGGUACUCUCACUGUUGGACUCCUAUCACAGACCUAUCUGGAAUGUGUCCAGGCCCAAGCAGUUAUUGUACCAAUUGUUCCAUUCAACCAGCAAAACAAAAAAAUGAUUAUUACUGAGGAUUCCUUGCCCAGCCUAGAAGCCAUCUUGAACUAUUCAAUUUUCAACAGUGAAAAUGACCUGCUGUCCCAGUUUGAUGCCAUCCCAGGCAAAAAAGGCACUCGUGUUCUCAUUUGGAACAUCCGCAGAGUAGCUGGAUUAGAAGUGGAAAAAUCUUCGAAGCAGAUACAUUUGAACUAUAAUGAAGCUGGCUUCAGAAAUAAAGAUGGAAAGUCUGAGUUGGACUUUGAUACAGAUCAGUAUGAUAUCCUGGUAUCAGACUUUGGCACAGAAGAAAAAGAGACUGGUGGCAUUACCUCUGAGCUGCCAGAAACAGAGUAUUCUUUACGGGCAUUUUGUGGCAUUCUAUAUAUGAAGCCACGAAUGAAAAUUUUUCUGCGUCAAAAGAAGGUGACUACCCAGAUGAUUGCCAAGAGCCUGGCCAAUGUAGGAUAUGAUAUAUAUAAACCUACCUUCACAAAUAAGCAGGUGAAAAUAACUUUUGGGUUCUCUUGCAAGAAUAAUAACCAGUUUGGAGUACUGAUGUAUCAUAACAACCGCCUCAUAAAGUCUUUUGAGAAGGUGGGAUGCCAGGUGAAGCCAACUCAUGGAGAAGGUGUGGGAGUAAUUGGAGUCAUUGAGUGCAAUUUCUUAAAACCUGCCUACAACAAACAAGACUUUGAGUACACCAAGGAGUACCGGUUGACAAUAAAUGCCCUUGCCCAGAAGCUCAAUGCUUAUUGGAAGGAAAAGACCUCCCAAGAGAAUUUUGAGACCUCAGCCAUAGUCAGGCCAAUACUGAAGAUUCCUGACCAGACAUGGGUACAGUGUGAUGAGUGUCUUAAAUGGAGGAAGCUUCCUGGCAAGGUUGAUCCAUCUACAUUACCUGCAAGAUGGUUUUGUUACUAUAAUUCCCAUCCAAAGUACAGGAGGUGCUCUGUUCCAGAGGAACAAGAACUCAUUGAUGAAGACCUGUACUUGAGCAAAGCUAAGAAACAAGAUCAAACUGUUGAGAAGAAGAAGGUACCAGUGGAAAGUGAGAGCCACCAGGUAUUCACUAAUCCACUCAAGAUCCCUUCUAUUCAAGAUAUGGAUGACUUGAAUAAUAAGACGAUUGAAUAUGAGGGAAUUGAUAGCCCUAGCCGGCUUUCAUCUGUUGGAGAAGAAAGCAGAACACCUUCUCUUCAACUUAAGCCUCUGGAUUCCAGUGUUUUUCAGUUUUCCAGUAAGUACAAAUGGAUCCUAGGUGAGGAACCUGUGGAGAAACGAAGAAGGCUCCAGAAUGAGACGACAACACCUCCUCUAGAUUAUUCCAUGCCUGGCCCUUACAGGAGGGUAGAGGCAGCAGUUGCCUACCCAGAAGGGGAGAACAGCCAUGAUAAAUCAAGUUCUGAGAGAAGCACACCACCAUACCUUUCCCCAGAAUACCCAGAAGCAAUCAAGAAUACCAGUCAGAGUAGGGAGGUCUCAGUUCUGUAUGCAGGGGCCCAAGACCAACACCAGGGCUCCCUGCUCCCUGAAGAAUUAGAAGAUCAGAUGCCAAGAUUGGUGGCAGAAGAAUCUAACAGAGGCAGCACACACCUAAACAAGGAGGAAGUAAGCAAGGGACCUUUUGUAGCUGUUGUCGGUGUUGCAAAAGGUGUUAGAGAUUCAGGAGCUCCCAUUCAGCUGAUCCCUUUUAACAGAGAGGAGCUUGCUGAGAGGAGGAAAGCAGUUGAAUCCUGGAACCCGGUGCCUUACUCUUCUGUGGCCUCUGCUGCAACUCCUGCUGCAGCUGUUGUGGAGAAAGGAAGAGGCUCUGAGGAGAGUGGAGGUCGUCAUACACCAAAGAUGAAGAACCAAAGAGAGCUAGAAGAACUGAAGAGAACCACGGAAAAGUUGGAACGUGUUUUGGCAGAAAGGAAUAUGUUCCAGCAAAAGGUGGAGGAGCUGGAACAGGAGAGGAAUCACUGGCAUUCUGAAUUCAAGAAAGUCCAACAUGAAUUGGUGACCUAUAGUACCCAGGAGACGGAAGGCUUGUACUGGAGCAAGAAACACAUGGGCUAUCGCCAAGCUGAGUUCCAGAUUCUGAAAGCUGAGCUGGAAAGAACCAAAGAGGAAAAGCAGGAACUAAAAGAGAAACUGAAGGAGACAGAGACACACCUGGAAGUGCUGCAGAAGGCUCAGGUCUCCUACCGGACCCCAGAGGGAGAUGACCUAGAAAGGGCUUUGGCAAAGCUUACGCGGCUGCGUAUCCACGUCAGCUAUCUCCUUACCUCUGUCCUCCCUCACUUGGAGCUUCGUGAGAUCGGGUUUGACUCAGAACAAGUGGAUGGGAUCCUGUAUACGGUGCUGGAGGCAAAUCACAUACUGGAUUGAGCACCAGAUACUCUAUAUCCCCUUCUCUACCCUCUUCUUUCCUCCCUCCCUCUGAACACCUCUCUCUCUCUGUCUCUCUCUCUCAGUCUCUCUCUCACCCUUUUGCCUUACGUGGAGAAUCUUUGAGUAAAUCCUGGCUCUUAAUCAGUCUGCUUCUUAUUCAGUCUUGGUGUGGAGAAAGAGGCUAGUUAAAUAGGCUUUCAAGAGUUCCAGGAAUGGAAAAGCAGUAGUCACCAAACCAGGUGACCGGAAAGCUUUAACUUUCAUGACUCAGAUACUUGGCCUAUUUCAUAUCCUUUCUGAAAUGAUUUGUAUUCAUUUAGGUUAAAUCAGUCAGCAAAUAUUGGGUCCAAUGUACCAGGUGUUUGGGGACAAGUGAAGAAGUAUAACUCAUGGUUUCAGCCGUCAAGGAUCUAACAAUCUAGCUGGAAACACAAGACACACACCAGGUUAACUGACUUGUACAGUGAGUGGUACAAACAUGAUAGAGAAGUUCUGGGGGAGGAAGGUCAAGGAAGGCACCACAUCAGUAAUGGGAGCUAAACUAAGGUUUGUUUAAAGAAUGGGCAUAACAACACAGUUAACAACGGUUGUUCUUUACAUGGUAGGACUAUGGUUGAUAUUUUUUUCUUCUUCCUAUCUUCCUGCCUUUCCAAAUUUUCUAUAAUAAACCUGUUAUUCUUCUUACAUUGGAAAAAUAAAUCAUUUUUUUAAAAAAUGA